GCUCUCUCUCUCCCUCCGUUCGUCGCGCCGCCCAACUCUGCUCGGCGACCGGCGGCCACCUCCCGCGAACUCGGCGUCAGUCACCGGCGGGAAGGUUCUGAUCCGAGAUUCGUCCGGGUUGAUUGGUAUCUCAGGCCGCGUGUCGGGGACGCCAUGGAGGAGGACGCCGAGGGCAUGGACCGCCUCGACAUGGACGGCGACUUCGUGGGCGGCCGCUUCGGCCGCGACGGGGAGUUCUACUACGAGGCCCGCCGCGAGCGCGCGCCCCAGACCCGCGACGACGCCCUCUACGGCGUCUUCGCCGACGGGGACUCCGACUACGACUCCGAUGAGGACGAGGCGUCGCGCCGCCGCCGACGGUUCAAGCGCCGCAGGGACGAGGCCGAGCCUGACCUCACCAGGCCCGUGCAGUUCGUCUCCAAGGGCGUCACUGACCCCCAACAGCCCGACGAGCCGGAGGAGGAGCAGCGGCAUGGGCUUGGCCAGGCUGCGUCCUCCUCGCGCACCGCUGCCGUCGCAUCCGAGGAGGAGGACCAGGAAGAAGGGUACAUCGACCUGCCGACGGGGUUCGGGCAGCGGAUUGCCGAGGGUGCGCGCGCGAGGCGGGAGGAGAAGGAGCGGCAGGAGGAGUCAGCCAAGCGCCGCCGCAAGGCGCAGUCGGCAGGGUUUGAGCCUGGGAAACCUGCACCGGCCCCUGGGAGCCUGGAGUCCAACGCGAAGGUGGCCAAGAUGAUGGCUAUGAUGGGGUACAAGAGAGGGGAAGGCCUAGGCAAGAAUGCUCAGGGAAUCACCGCGCCGGUGGAGACCACCUUGCGCCCCAAGAACGCCGGGCUCGGCAGCGUCGAGGGGUUUAAGGAGCCCAAAGCGUUCACCCCCAAGGAGAAGCUGCCAGCCCCGCCGCCUCCACCGCCUGCCAAGAAGGAAAAACAACGGUGGUCCAAGAAGGCCAGCGUGAAGAAAGAUCAGGUCAUGACGAAGAAUGAGCUGCUGGCGAGGCGUGCCGAGCAGGAGCAUGACGAGCAGCCUGCGUUUGUCCAGAAGGUUAUUGACAUGCGUGGGCCUCAGGCUCGUGUGCUGACGGACCUGAAGGGUCUCAGUACUGAACACGAGAUGGAGGCAAAUGACGUGCCGAUGCCGGAGUUGCAGUACAAUGUGCGGCUGCUUGUUGAGGAGACUGAGGCUGAUAUUGUCAGGUUGGAUGGGCAGCUGCGGCGGGAGCAGGAGAAGGUUGCUAGUUUGGUGCGCGAGAAGGAGAAAGCAGCAAAGCAGGAGGCUUUGCAGAAACACCAGCUGCAAGUUAUGGAGGCAAUUGCCGGUGUGCUGGAGCAGGUCCGGGUGGAUGACACCACUGGUUUGCUCACUCUGGGAGGCUUGCUUAAGACCUUCCAGGAACUGAAGCUGAGCUAUGAGGAGGAGUUCAAAAUGUGCAGCGUUGCAUGGGUUGCUUGCCGAUUCGCGCAUCCGCUGUUGAUCCGGGUCUUUCAGGGGUGGCAGCCGCUGCAGAAUCCGUCGUUUGGCUUGGAGGUCAUGUCAUCGUGGAAGGAUCUGCUGCAGGGAGACCAGCCAUACGACUUCUCAGAUGCUACUGAAUCAAUGGCUCCAUAUGCGCAGCUGGUCAGUGAGGUCAUCCUACCAGCUGUGAGGAUAUCAGGAACUAAUUCAUGGGAGGCUAGGGAUCCGGAACCAAUGCUCCGCUUUCUCGAAUCAUGGGAACGGUUGCUGCCCCCUAUCGUGCUCCAUUCAAUAUUGGAGCAUGUGAUCAUGCCAAAGCUCACAGCUGCAGUCGACUCUUGGGACCCGCGGAGGGAGAAGGUACCAAUCCAUGUAUGGGUGCACCCAUGGUUGCCUACUCUAGGGCAAAGGAUAGAGACAUUGUGCCACUCUAUUCGGUACAAGCUGAGUAGCGUCCUCCAUGUAUGGCAAGCUCACGAUUCAUCAGCUUAUGCUGUUCUAUCCCCAUGGAAGGGUGUAUUUGAUACGGCAAGUUGGGAAGACUUGAUACUGCGCUAUAUCGUUCCUAAACUGCAAAUGGCACUCCAGGAGUUUCAGAUCAACCCAGCAAGCCAGAAGUUCGAUCAGUUUAACUGGGUUAUGAUUUGGGCUUCUGCUGUCCCGGUGCACCAUAUGGUCCAUAUGUUGGAAGUUGAUUUCUUUAGCAAGUGGCAGCAGGUCCUCUACCACUGGCUGUGUUCACCGAAUCCGGAUUUCAAUGAGAUCAUGAAUUGGUACAAGGGCUGGAGGGGGCUUUUCCCACCAGAGUUACUUGCUAAUGAGCGCAUACGGAUGCUUCUAACGUCUGGUCUUGAGAUGAUGAACCAAGCUGCGGAAGGACUUGAGUUGGUGCAGCCAGGGGCAAGGGAGAAUGUGGGCUUUUUGAGAGCAACAGAGAAGCGGCAAUUUGAUGCAGCACAGCAAGCAUCACACCGUGCUGUGCCAGGAGCAGCCAUGUCAGAUAUGAGCUUCAAGGACUCUAUUCAGGAAUAUGCAGUUGACCAAGGUUUGCUGUUUAUGCCUAGGGUUGGCAAAUUUUAUAAGGGCAUGCCAGUGUAUGAAUUCGGCACAGUGAGUGUUUGCAUAGAUUCCGCCAAGCGACUACUCUAUGCGCAACUACAAGAGGGAGCUGAACGGUGGAGUUCUGUGUCUCUUACGCAAUUGCUGGAAAUGAACAGGAUGGCGAGACCACGCUAGGAGAUCAUCUAUAGCUUGGCAGUUUCAUGUGAUCGAUUUUUCCUGCCGCGUAGGUAGUCUUCAAGUGGUUUUCUCCAAAAAAAAAAGAAGUCUUCAAAUGUGGCUUGUGAGCAUUGUUGUAAAAUUAUAGAAGAAAGUUUUGAUGAUGUAUCUGAAUGUGAUUUUCCACAUUUCAACAUGGAACUCGGGUGUUAUUGCCCUAGAAUGAAUAGUUGAUGCAGAACUGUUUCUAGCUA
Messenger RNA from Lolium perenne, 2924 nucleotides. RefSeq names its product septin and tuftelin-interacting protein 1 homolog 1. Gene Ontology annotation, biological process: spliceosomal complex disassembly. Gene Ontology annotation, molecular function: nucleic acid binding. Gene Ontology annotation, cellular component: U2-type post-mRNA release spliceosomal complex. NCBI's taxonomy places the organism in Eukaryota, Viridiplantae, Streptophyta, Magnoliopsida, Poales, Poaceae. The record is from RefSeq and is a predicted model, not a curated record.